AUGGAAGAGAUCGAUAUUGUCGAAGACCUGAAGUCGGCAGAUGGCGCAGCCGCGGUCACUUGGACCAGUGAGGAAGAAGGCUCUGCUCUAAGAAAACUCGAUUGGAGCUUGAUACCUCUGCUCGGCGCUCUAGACUUCUGCUCCUAUAUUGAUCGCGGCAAUGUCGGAAAUGCAUACACAGCCGGAAUGGGAAAGGACUGGGACACCACUUCGGACGACUACUCUUGGAUCGUGACCGUUCUCUACAUUGACUACAUCUUGUUUCACUGGCUGAUUAUAGUCUGGACUUUCGUUCCUUUGCCGUUAUGGACGGCAAUGAUGGUGUCUGGGUGGGGUGCCAUGAGCAUGCUCGAAGCAGUCACCACCAAUCUCUCAGGCAUGAUGGCUUUGCGUUUUUUGAUUGGAGUUUUCGAGGCUGGAUUCAUCCCAGCUGUCGCACUAUACUUGACCUUCUUUUACCAUCGCGGUGAGAUGGGUCUCCGCUAUGGGCUCUUCAUAUCAUUUGCACCGCUUGCGAGUUGCGUUGCCUCUGCGAUAGCAUACGCCCUUUUGCAUGUGAAGGCUUCUAUCCACAGUUGGCAGCUCCUCUUCCUCGUGGAGAGCGCUCCUACGAUUAUACUCGCAUGCGUGGCGUACUUUUACCUCCCUGCCUCCCCAGCCGAGUGCCGUUUCCUCAGCCCCCGCGAGAACGAGAUCAUCAGCCAUCGCGCCAUCAAAGGCCGAGGCGAGAAAAGAAGUGGAAAGCUCAAUGGCAAGCAGGCCUUCGCUGCCUUCUUUGACUACAAAAACUACUUGCAAGCCAUCAUCAUUUUCAGCCUCAACACUGCGUUUGGAUCACUUCCAGCAUACCUUCCCACCAUUCUUGAGGCCAUGGGCUUUACUUCCCUCCGUGCUCAGGGUCUCUCGGCUUGCCCCUACCUGACCGCGUAUGUCGAUUGCGUCUCGGCUAGCUUUCUUUCGGAUCGUCUCAGGAGCCGGGGUAUCUUUAUCGCCAUGUUCUGCUCUGUGGGUGCCAUUGGCUACGUCUUGUCAGCAACAAUUCACACCACUGGCGUUCGCUACUUUGCAACUUUCCUCGUUUGUGCGGGAGUGUUCCCGGCGGUUGCCAUCACCUUUACGUGGGUGACGGAUAACCAAGGCUCGGCAUCUUCUGCUGCCCGGAAAGCUCGCCGCUGCGGAUUUGCGUGCUCAAGCUGCAAAGCUCGCAAGGUCAAGUGCAGUGGAAAUCGGCCCAUCUGUACGGGAUGCCGUCGGUCCGGGGAGACAUGA
Molecule: messenger RNA, 1269 nt
Organism: Colletotrichum phormii
Lineage: Eukaryota; Fungi; Ascomycota; Sordariomycetes; Glomerellales; Glomerellaceae
Product: major facilitator superfamily domain-containing protein
Exons: 4
Coding region: 1-1269 (422 amino acids)
Biological process (GO): regulation of DNA-templated transcription; transmembrane transport
Cellular component (GO): membrane
Molecular function (GO): DNA-binding transcription factor activity, RNA polymerase II-specific; transmembrane transporter activity; zinc ion binding
Source: RefSeq, a predicted model, not a curated record